Messenger RNA from Hydatigera taeniaeformis, 3591 nucleotides. The record is from the annotation of a GenBank genome assembly. NCBI's taxonomy places the organism in Eukaryota, Metazoa, Platyhelminthes, Cestoda, Cyclophyllidea, Taeniidae.
AUGCAAGAGGAAAGAAGACUGCGAGCCCGUGUCAACCGUCAGGAAAAGGCUGCUGUUUUGAUUCAGGCAUUCUUCAGAGGUGUCCAUUCACGUCGCCAAACUGAUGCUAUUCUCAGUGAAAGGUUUGAAUUCUUAUCUGAAGAAGUUUUGUCUAUGCCUGGUGACGGCUCUGACGAUGUCUCGUGCAUCCAGUCUGUGUGCAUGUGUCUGCGAACCUUUACGUUCAUUUCCAAAAGGCGUAUUUCCGAUAACUUGGUUGCAAAAGUCGCCCAAGUGCUUCUUACCCCAACCUGUACGUCUCUCUAUUCCUCCUGGCUGGCUCAAGGUGAUACUCAAAAUUUGAACACAAUCACUCGCGUAAUCAACCACUUUCUUUCGUUUCUUAAAGGUGUCCCACCAUCAUCCUCUCCACAUAAUUAUUCACCGCUAAUGGCUGUAUUGAAGCAAUACUUGGUCAAACAGAGGUUGUCAUGCGCAGGUCAAGCGUUGAAUCAUCUCGACCGUCUCUUCCUUACUGUCUGCGAAGUGGGCCACUACUUUUCUUCCAUUGCUGCUUUUGUCGACCACCAAUCCUGCAUGCCGGAGCAUGAACAUUCCUUCGACGAGUACAUUCGUCUGCCACAAAAUCGGGAUUUUCUUUACCUCAUUCGAGCGCCUUUUAGCGUAUAUCUUUCAUCUAAAGAUGCUUUAAAUCCUCAAAUGGCUCAAAAAUUGACAGCCGUCGCGGUGGCAGAUGUAGCUGAUGCAGCUCGACAGCAGGAUGCUCGAUUGGAUCUCUCUGCUGGAUACAAGCUUUCUCGAUUUAUUUUCCCACUUAUGGCUGUCACCAUUCCCUUCAAUUUGCUUGUCACCUAUCUCCACGCUUGUAUUGAUGGAAGUAGUGAUGGUAGUAUUGAAAUGCUCGUUGAGAGUAACUCCCAACCCUCCUUGGACCUCCUCUUUGCCUUUCUGUCUGGGCCUUUGCCGCGUUUUCUGCAAGAAUGGCGCUCUGGUUCCGGUACCCUAGCCAUUCAGGUUAUCCGCAUCCUAACCUGGAUGUUCUCAUCCCUGAUUGCAUCCAGAUGCCCUGCUGAUGGUAGCACAACCGUCUUCUCACCUCCCUUCUCUCCUCUCCCCCUUUCCGCCGAAGCUCAGUCUCUCACGGAAGACGUGAGUUUGAGCACUGACAGCGAAACUGAUACCGUCGUCAUGACACCAUUGGCGUCGGUUGAGUCUCGGUCAUCCAAUUCGCCUAGGAAGCAAGGGGAAUCUGAUGGGACUCCAUCGCGGUUUACUGAUAACUGGCCGGGCCAAACCGCCGAUGUGUUCUAUCAGCUUCAGAAGUGCCUCCCACACUUGGCUCAAGCGGUCCUGAACGACAGUUACGGAACAGUCUUGGAACCCUUAAAUGGUGGGAACUCCAAAGACGUGGUUGAUUGCCUUCCUGUCCUCUACAGUAUGCUCGCCUUCUUUCGGCCCAUUGCUCCGCGACCCAUGCGUAUUUUAACUUCUUCGGUGGCCAAACCACCGCAGUUUCUGCAUGAGCUGUGGGCAACGGCAAUUAAGAUGCCCACUGACGAUGGUAAAUACAAACUCUUUGACAUCGUGGCAUCGGGAAUAAUGCCGGAAAUACCAAAGACAAUGGACAAGUUCACGGGUGUCCUAUUGACCUUCCUAAACAGUCUCAAUCAUCGACUCAUCUUUCUAACCGACGCAGAAGUGAGUGCCGAACCAACCGAUAUCAGUGGUCUUAACAUCUACGGCUUCGAUCCCUCUGAACUCCUCGUCGUGGGACUGCGUCUGCGUGAUCUUAUGCUUGGUCUCAUUGAUCUCCUCUACCCUCUUCGGCCCCCAGCACGGGCUCGACCGGGUGGCAUCUACGUUCCUGUGACUCUGCGCGAAGUCAUCGAGCGUGUGGAGUUGCAGCGUAUGUCUGAAAAGGGUCCCUCUGCGUCUGGUUCGUCUACUACUGCUGCCAUUAGCGCUUCAGGUGAACUGACAGACGAUGAAGAGGAGCGUCUUCGGUGGUGUCUGCACCGCUGGCGAACGCUCUUUCUGGCCGCCCAAAAGGUGGUAGCUCAGAUAUACGGUUGGCAUCGCAGGCAACAACACCAGGAGGACUGGGCUCUGAGCCUCGAGACUGCGGGAAACGUUGAAAGUUCCGAGUGGCUACGUCCCGAGGUUGUGCCUGACUUCAACAACAAGCGCACUGCCACUUGGAUGGUGGAGCGAUAUUUGGAGUUGCGAGACAAGAAUCUGACUAGGGCGCAGUUGGGAUACUUUAGCUGUCUCAAUACCAAUCGGACUGAACAUAAGUUGACCGCUAUGACGUGUAUGGAUUGGCGCAAGAUGACGACCAUUCUUGAAGUGCCCUUCAUCUUUCCCUUCUGGGAUCGAGUUAAGCUUUUCGUCUCGAUGGUUCGUCAUUUCCGCCUUUCCAUUCAAGGCACGCCCGAGUUCAACUACAUGUCUGGAGGGGGCAGGACGCGAACCAUUAACAUGCAAAUUCGUCGCGACCAUGUCUACGAGGACGCUUUUACGUCUCUGUUUGGCAGUCAAGUGUCCUCCUUUCAUCCUCGCUUCAUGGUGACCUUCUACAAUGAGGCGGGAACGAUGGAAAUGGGCAUCGAUGGUGGCGGUUUGUGUAGAGAGAUGCUGCUGGAGGUAAUACGUCAGGGCUUCGAUCCCUCUCGUGGUCUCUUCCUUUACAACGAUGACCAUGCUCUCUACCCUAACCCAGACGCGGGUGCAUUGAUGGAGGACCAUGAAGCACACUACGCUUUUCUCGGCGCCAUCCUUUCUAAGGCAAUCUAUGAGGGUAUGGUAGUGGACCUCCAAUUUGCGCCCUUCUUCCUGGCCAAAAUUGUCAGCCCCAGUAAAAGUCUCAGUGUCGACUUUAAUCAUCUACGCUCAUUGGAUCGGGAACUUUACAGGCAUGUUAUCGAACUCCUUCCAUUCCUGCAGUUGUGCAGACUGAAAUCUUAUGAAGGCGAUGUACGCGAUUUGGAGUUGGAUUUCACCAUCGUUCAGCAUAUCUACGGGAAGAACACUGUGGUUGAGUUGAAACCUGGUGGUGCCUCCAUCCCCGUGACGAAUGCCUCGCGAGUGGAGUACAUUAACCUGGUAGCCAAUUAUAAACUCAACAAGCAGAUUUUGCACCAGUCGAUGUCCUUCCUCUCGGGUAUGUCUAGUGUCAUCGACAUCAAGUGGUUGCAACUCUUUGAUGCCGACGAAUUGCAAAUUGUCAUCGCAGGAACACCCACUGAUAUUGAUGUGGACGAUUGGAUGCAGAACACGCAGUUUGUUGGAGACAUGACAGAUGAGCAAAACCAGCGGACGAUAAACCUCUUCUGGGCGUUUGUACGCGAUCUGGGGGAGGAUCAGAAACGCAAUCUCAUCCGUUUUGUAACGGCAUCUUCACGACCACCAAUGUUUGGCUUUGGGUUCCUCUAUCCACCAUUCACAAUUCAACUGAUCUCCGACACCAGCCACUAUCCUACCUCCAGCACGUGUAUGAACCUUCUAAAGCUACCCACCUAUCAGACGGAGGAUGAACUGAAGGAGAAGUUCCUUUACGUGAUCCAGUCGAAUGCCGGUUUCGAGUACAGCUAG